CUGGCGGGGCGGGGCAAGUUCCAGUGUAGCGACGUCAGGCAGCGCCGCUUCUGUCUGCUGCUGGCCGGAACUGUGGGGGGGCAGCUAUGGGGGCGCAGCUUAGCACGCUGGGAGGUAUUGUGAUUUAUCCAGUAUGGCUAGUUUAUACCUUCAUCAUGCGGCUCUUCAGGAAACCCCAUCCAGCAAUUACCUUGCAAGACCCUGAAGUGAAAUAUGCAUUAAGACUGAUUGACAAGGAGGAAGUUAGCCAUGAUACAAGAAGAUUUCGUUUUGCCCUUCCAACUCGUGAGCACAUUCUGGGUCUCCCUAUAGGACAGCACAUCUACUUGUCUACUCGGAUUGAUGGGAAUCUGGUCAUCAGACCCUACACACCUGUGUCCAGUGAUGAUGACAAAGGCUUUGUGGAUCUUGUUGUGAAGAUUUACUUUAGAGGGGUCCAUCCAAAGUUCCCUGAUGGAGGAAAGAUGUCUCAGUACUUAGACAGCCUGAAAAUAGGGGAUACCAUUGACUUCAGGGGACCCAGUGGCCUACUUGUCUACAAAGGAAAAGGCAAGUUUGCUAUUCGUCCUGACAAGAAAUCUGAACCGGUUAUAAGAACAGUGAAAUAUGUUGGAAUGAUUGCAGGUGGAACUGGGAUAACACCCAUGCUACAACUUAUACGAGCCAUCACGAAGGAUAAAGAUGAUCCCACUGUUUGCAAUCUUCUGUUUGCUAAUCAGACUGAAAAGGAUAUCCUGUUGCGCCCAGAACUAGAGGAAAUCCGGGUUGAAUAUCCAGACCGCUUUAACCUUUGGUACACAUUGGAUAGAGCACCAGAGAAUUGGGAGUAUAGCCAGGGGUAUGUGAAUCAAGAUAUGAUCAGAGACCACAUGCCUCCACCUCAAGAUGAUGUUCUGAUCCUAAUGUGUGGUCCUCCUCCAAUGAUCCAGUAUGCUUGCACCCCCAACUUGGACAAGCUGGGGUACAUCAAGGACAUGGUGUUCUCCUACUAAAGAUGACCGAGGGUAUGGUUAUUCAGUAGGGUGGAAAGAGAGAGAUCAUGGAAGGAAAAGCAUUUAAUGGGGAACAAGACAAAAUAACACACAAGGGUGGGUGAUACACAGUACUGGGAAGUUCCAUUUCAAUUAUAAAUGCUUAUUUCUUAAUGGCUUAAGCAGACUUAAAAAAAAGAGCCUGAAUGUAUCAUGUUUCAUGCUGUACCAAAACUUAAUACAGAAUCAAUGUCACCAUGUUGUAGUUGGACAGUGGUGUGUGGUACUCCUUUACAGUGCACAUACCACUUGUAUCUGACAGAAAGACCACUGAAUUACAUUCAGUCUCCCAGCCAACAGUAAAAGUUUCUUGGAGAGGAACUAUUAUGUUGACUUAAUGCUAUAAUCAGGAGUAACUACUUACUUACCAACGCUGUGUACAUCUGGUAUUUCACAAGGUUGAAAGUGCAUGUUUAUUUACCUUGCUAUACCAAAUCAUAAUCCUCACAACACUUUUACAGUAAGAGGGCCAAGAGCACCUGCAUCAUCCAGCACUCCCUACAGCAGCAAAAGCUUCAGGCUAACUUUUGGUUGAAGGCUGGCAGUUACCUGGUCACAACAGAAGUGCAAGGCAUCACUUUAACACACAGCAGUGUGAGGAACAGAAGAGUUUACUUCCAGUUUUCUGUUUCAGAUUUUAAAAAAAAGUAUAAAGAGUAAGCCUUUUCCAGCUAGUCACCUGUUGUAACCACUCCCAUCCCAUGGCACUGAAAUGAGGUCUUAAAGGCAGAAGGCUUUGUGCACUAAUUCUCUGAAGAACUGGGGGUGGGGUUAAUCAGAAGAGCUGAUGGUGCUGUUGUGGAAAAAGAACAGUUGUGUGUGUGUCCCCUCUGCAGGAAAUCUAUGUAGAUCUGACAGGAGAAUCCCUUUUCUCUGGGACUUCCCUUCUGACCUUUCUCUGCUGCUGUGCUCAGCAGUGACUGCACAGAAGGCAGUUCUUCACUAUGCUGUGUUUAACCACGUAGUCUGUUGUCUUUGUAUACGAUUACUCCUACUUAUACC
Molecule: messenger RNA, 2033 nt
Organism: Gavialis gangeticus (Gharial)
Lineage: Eukaryota; Metazoa; Chordata; Crocodylia; Gavialidae
Product: NADH-cytochrome b5 reductase 3
Exons: 9
Coding region: 87-992 (301 amino acids)
Cellular component (GO): mitochondrion
Molecular function (GO): FAD binding; oxidoreductase activity
Source: RefSeq, a predicted model, not a curated record